Molecule: messenger RNA, 1470 nt
Organism: Fusarium oxysporum Fo47
Lineage: Eukaryota; Fungi; Ascomycota; Sordariomycetes; Hypocreales; Nectriaceae
Product: major facilitator superfamily domain-containing protein
Exons: 3
Coding region: 1-1470 (489 amino acids)
Biological process (GO): transmembrane transport
Molecular function (GO): transmembrane transporter activity
Source: RefSeq, a predicted model, not a curated record
AUGUCUAUCUCUCCUUUCGAAUGGCCGCUCUGGUGGCGCAUAUGCGUUCUGCUGAACGUCAGCUUCUACAAUCUCCUCGGAAAUGCCUGGGCCUCUGGUCUUUCUCCCGUCUUUGGGUUGAUCAUUCAGGAGCUGCACUGCUCGCAAACACAGGCUUCCAACUUGCCAACAUAUGCUUUGCUGGCUCUUGGACUCUCAAAUCUCUUCGCUCUGCCGUUAUCAUUACUUAUCGGAAAACGCUACACGGUCCUCGGUUCGCUCGUUAUCUUUAUCGCCUGUAACAUUUGGUCGAGCGAAGCCACCGACUACUUUUCCCUGCGAAACUCACGCAUCGUCGGUGGAUUAGCCGGUGGUCUCGUUGAGGCUCUUGGUCCCAUUAUCGUGGCUGAGACGUUUCCCACCCAUCAGCUCGGAAGAGCCAUGGUCGUCUACGUUGGCUUCCUCGCUGCUGGCUCCGCAAUUGGCCCCAUGGUCGCUGGGGCAGUUGGAGUUAGUCUGGGAAGCUGGAGAUGGUACCUGAGGAUUCUGUCAAUCGCGACUGGCCUCAAUCUCUUUGGUUCGAUCUUGAUGCUUCCUGAGACAACUCACGAUAUCAACGAGCUGGAUACAACUCAAACCAGACCUGGGAGCUCGAUAAUCGCAGAACCGAAACCUACGAGCACUUCAAUCGAGGAUAUCUGCAUCUCGUCACCGGCCGAAACAACAACUGGGGAGAUCUCUGCCGCCAGCUUCAGAAAGGAGUGGAUGUCAAGGUCGUUUAGCGGCGAGUAUAUGCCCAUGAAGUGGAAGAGCAUGGGUUUGUCACUGGUCCGGCCACUGCAGCUCCUUAUGGCGCCUCAAGUUCUCGUCACCGUCUACAUCUUUGGCCUAACGAUUGGUUGGACUGUCAUCAUUUCCAUCAUCCUCUCCAUCACCUGUGCUUCUCCGCCCCUAUUGUGGAAUUCACGUUCGAUUGGUUUACUCAAUGUCUCCUCUCUUAUCGGUCUUCUUAUUGGUCUCCCCUUUGGUGGUUACUUCGCAGACCUUCUCUUCAUCCGCUCAACAAAAGGACGCACCCAGGAGCCUAAUCCCAGGAGUAGACUGCCGAUGAUGCUUAUUGGAGCACUAGGCAGCCCGGCUGGUUGCCUUAUCCUCGGUCAUGGGCUUCAAAACCCUGGUCACUGGAUCGUUGUCUGUGUUGGAUGGAGCCUCCUUGCAUUUGGUUUGACAGGAUCGGCAAAUGUUCUACUUACUUAUUCUGUCAACACUAUGCCUUCGCGAGCAGGAGAUAUCGGUGUCCUUGUAAACGUCAUGAAGAAUUGCUUGGCCUUUGGUGUAUCCUACUCAUCGAUCACUUGGCUGAAUGCUAUGGGCCCAUUGAAGCAAUUCGCCAUCAUGGCUGCUCUUCUUUGGCUUGGAUACAUCCUGGCGAUUCCGGUUUGGGUUUGGAGCAAGUCUAUCAUCCGCAGAAGCGCUGUUUAUACCAGGUAG